Protopolystoma xenopodis is the source of this 768-nucleotide messenger RNA. The record is from the annotation of a GenBank genome assembly. Lineage: Eukaryota; Metazoa; Platyhelminthes; Monogenea; Polystomatidea; Polystomatidae.
AUGUUUAGAUCUACGAUACCCUCCUUUUGGGGACCAGCACAUUUGGCUUGUGGCGUGGAAGCAUCAUCACUGAGCGCAGUUAUGCCGUACGCUAAUCAGUCAGUUGUAACUGUUACGGGCUACACCACUCGCAAUCUUAAGUUCGUGGUUGAGGACACCGACUUGAGUGUUGCUAACGCUAUUCGACGUGUAUGCAUUGCCGAGGUUCCGAUCCUGGCGAUUGAUUGGGUCCAGAUUGAGGAGAAUAAUACAAUGCUUAAUGACGAGUUCAUUGCCCAACGCGUUGGUCUUAUCCCACUCACUUCGGAUGGCGUUGUAGAUCAAAUGGUAUACUCACGUGACUGCGUGUGCACUGACUUUUGUGAUCAGUGUUCCGUUCAAUUCAAUCUGGAUGUUAGCUGCACUGACGACGCACCUCGUCACGUGACUAGUGCUGACUUGCUUUCAUGCAACCCAGACGUAGAGCCAGUGAUGACGCGUGAUACGGAUGAUGCUGGAUAUGGUGAUCAGGAAGCCAUUCUUAUUGUAAAAAUGCGCAAGGGCCAGCGUCUCAAAUUACGCGCAUUCGCCAAGAAAGGUUUUGCCAAAGAGCACGCAAAGUGGAAUCCUACAGCUGGUGUAAGCUUUGAGUACGACCCAGACAACGCACUUCGGCAUACCUUUUUGCAGAAGCCGGAAGAGUGGCCCAAGUCAGAGCACUCUAUUCUCCCUCCUGAUCAGCAUCAAGCUCCAUAUGACCCUUUGCUGAAGGUGGGUUGCUCAUGCUAA